Messenger RNA from Neurospora tetraspora, 2600 nucleotides. RefSeq names its product heterokaryon incompatibility protein-domain-containing protein. The transcript has a single exon. Lineage: Eukaryota; Fungi; Ascomycota; Sordariomycetes; Sordariales; Sordariaceae. The coding region runs from base 164 to 2362 and encodes 732 amino acids. The record is from RefSeq and is a predicted model, not a curated record.
CCUUUAAAUCGCAGAGCCGCUGCCCGAUCGAGUCGCUAUUGAGUUGACCAACUUCCUAUAGUUCAUGGAGCUUCUAACCGUUUAGUGCAUUGCCACUUGGGUUCUUCUUGGACAUACCGCUUUACGUUGACUCAGUUCUCCAUUACCCAUACCCUGGAUCAGCAUGAACAACCUGAGCGGUCGUCCCUUCCCCAAUUUCUAUCGCCCUCUUCCCCCUAAGUUCAUCCGCGUCUUCGAGCUUGAGCCCGGCGAGUACUCGGACGGCAUAGUCGGGCGGCUGGUGCCACAGGCAAUAGAUGCAGAGCCAUACGAGGCCAUCUCCUACGUCUGGGGCGACGCGCAAAAGCGGCGCAACAUCACCAUAGAAGGCUUGACGGUCUCCGUGACAGAGAACUUGCACGGAGCACUGACGGCUUUCCGACACCGACCAGCUGCUGGGAAUAACAACGAGCGAGAUGCGGGUACGGCACCGGCGAAAAGGCAACCAGUGCGGCGGCUUUGGGCCGACGCCGUGUGCAUCAACCAGGAGGACAUGCAAGAGCGUAUUUCGCAAGUCGAACUCAUGUCGCUCGUCUACGCCGGCGCGCGCCGUGUCCUUUCGUGGCUCGGCUGGGAAGAGGGCGAAGAGGCUCGCCGGGACAUGCAGGGCGCCAUUCGAUUCAUAAAGGCCUUCAUGAAAGACGCACAGGCCGGCCUGCGCGACGCCCGCGUUCUUCUCCUUCACCAUGACUUCCAGGCUGACGCCACCGAUGACCUCGCUCACUUAUCCAAGGACGACCGGCGCCGGUUCAAGGAGCAAGCACGCAAGUGGGAGUCCGUCAAGCUCUUCUUCGAGGUUGAGUACUUUCACCGCGCCUGGAUCGUACAGGAACUUGGCCUCGCCCGCGAGGCUCUCUUGAUCACGGCCCUGAAGCCCGCUGACAACGGGGUGAGAGCUGAUGAGAGGGUUGCUGUCGAGGAGGAGGGCUGGGCAUUGGAGAUCAGCAUUCUCGAAUGGCCGCUGAUGGGCCGCUUCGUUCGGUUCUUGGACUACAGCGGUGCCUCGCUGGUGACACAUCUGGGUCUGAUAUCGUGGGUCGCUCACCACAUCCUGAUGGUAUGGUCCACCAAUGAGGACGGCACGCCUGACUGUGAUUUCCUGACUGGUUUGCACUGGACGCGCAUCCUGCGCGUAACUGACCCACGGGACCGCAUAUUCAGUCUGCUUGGUCACCCGAUGGCCGUCCUCGACGGCGAGCUUGUAAUCCACCCUGACUAUACCCGUACGCGCGGUGUGAUAUACACGAGACUGGCCAUCAACUUCAUCCGGAAGACGAAAAAUCUAUACAUCGUCAGCCUUGUCGACCACGAGGACGACCCUUCCACAGAGCACUGCGAGUGGGACUGUCAGCACGAUGCCAGGAUGCCCUCCUGGGUGCCUGACUGGCAUAGUAUUAACCGGACCACGCCGGUCGACUACCCGAUAGCCGCGGCCGUGACCGAAGACGACGAUAUCAACUUCGAGGGCGGAGUUGACUGCGAGGACGGAACAUCGCUUCCACAUCUCCUCGUGCGAGGCUGGGUGGUUGAUGAGGUCUCUGCCGUGUCACGUCGCAUGGAGACGACAGACUUCCCCAUCACGCACUUGGCACGAGAGCGGACAAAGCAAAACCCAUUCUGGCUCGAUCGCGUAUGGGAGCUAGUCCGCCCUGCGAAACAGCAAGACGCACUAGCCGUACUGGAAUCACUGUCAGUAGCCCUCCCGCUCGGUACGAGGGAAAAGGACGAUCCGGUCAGCAAGGUUGGACUGAACCAAAUCCUGGAGGAACACCACCGAUCGUUUGCCGCCUACGUUCUCGAGUAUCACGAACUGCUUCGCGGCGCGUUGUCUGAGGCCGGCCGUGUUAACGAAGACGGGAACAACACAUGCAGCUUUUUGCCUGUUCGCUCCGUCUUCGACAGCCUGCCGGCCGACGCGCAGGCUGUGCUCCGGCGGCGCGGAGAAGGCGCCACCGCCGCUGGGUUCCUCGAGUGCAUGACGUGGCCGUCCAUGUGCCGUCUCGUGUACCGUACGGCAUCGGGCCUCGUUGGCAUGGGCUCGCGCGUUACGCGGCCAGGGGAUCUGGUUUGCCGCAUAAGGGGUUCAGCCGUGCUGAUGACGUUACGGAGGAUCGAUGAUUCCAGCGCCAGCGAGGUGACUGUGCCAACGACGCACACCGAAAUGACUGAAUCAAUUCGUUGCGCUCAUAUUGGGCCCACUGUGAUACCGGCUCGUAUGAAGGAGGGAGUCAUCGAUGGCGCAGAUUUUGGCGAAAAGGCUUGUAACUUCCGAAUUGUACAGGCGACAAGGCUGGUGCUGUUCUUGCUGCUUUGUCCAAGUUGAAGCCUUGAUCAUUAUGGACGUCGCCGGUUUCCUUCAUUCGUGCUUCGUUCUUGUUGGAUGUUGACAUCACAUUUGUUGUGGCGGUUCACCGGUUGAAAAAUGUAUAAAACAUAUUCGCUCAAUGUGUGGUUGCCCCUAACAGGAGCGACAUCUUUCUCGCCGUAGGUACCUAUCAAUCAGGUGUGGCUACGCAUAACCCCGCCAACAGUAAACAGAAUAUUUAAACCAAAAACGUUGA